Molecule: messenger RNA, 297 nt
Organism: Lontra canadensis (Northern American river otter)
Lineage: Eukaryota; Metazoa; Chordata; Mammalia; Carnivora; Mustelidae
Product: NADH dehydrogenase [ubiquinone] 1 alpha subcomplex subunit 3-like
Exons: 1
Coding region: 28-297 (89 amino acids)
Cellular component (GO): mitochondrial inner membrane
Source: RefSeq, a predicted model, not a curated record
GCCACCACAGCUGCUGCUGUGACCAAGAUGGCUGAGAGACCCACUGCCUAUCUCAAGGAUGCCUGGGCCAGGGAGCUGGUGCUGGUCGCAUUCUUUACCACUGGGGCAGGGGGGGCGGCUUACUAUAAUUCUGCCCUCCUCUGCCUUCCUCAUGGCACCAAAUAUGCCAUGAUGAUCAACCAGGUCACAGCCUAUAACCAACCAGUGCCCCCCCAAGAUGAUGGAAACAUGCCCCACAUGCCCAGCCACCCCCAGGACCUCCAGGGCCCAAGAUUGGAGUGGCUAAAGAAAUUGUGA